This is a messenger RNA of Danio rerio (zebrafish), 1195 nucleotides long. RefSeq names its product zgc:65997. The record is from RefSeq and is marked predicted. NCBI's taxonomy places the organism in Eukaryota, Metazoa, Chordata, Actinopteri, Cypriniformes, Danionidae.
GUCGUCAUGGCUGCUGUGGCACUCGUGCAGGGCUCAAGCAGGGGUCUGGGGUUAGAGUUUUGUCGAUAUUUGCUCUUAAACAAAUCUCCAGCAGCCAUUAUCGCGACAUGCAGAAACCCGGACGCCGCACAUGAGCUGUCCGCCCUGAGCGCGCAGCAUGCGGACAGACUGACCGUACUGAGACUGGAUGUCAACCGUGAAGAGGACAUCAAGACCGCAGCCGAGAGUGUCAAAACUGCCUUCGGAAAAGUGGAUUUGAUUAUUAAUUCUUCAGCUAUGCUUCAUCCGUCUGGUAAAGGAGAAACAAGUUUACGAGAUGUAUCAGCUCAGGGUGUCAUUUCUACUUUGACCACUAAUACGGUGGGUCCACUGGUGAUGGCCAAGUAUUUUGCCCCACUUCUUCAGAGGGGAACAGGGGCGUUUGGUCUGCAGCCUCCAGAGAAAGACAAACAGCACAGUGGCAUCAUGGUGAACAUGACCGCUCGAGUGGGAUCAAUAGGAGACAACGCUCUUGGAGGCUGGUACAGCUAUAGGAUGUCUAAAGCCGCCUUAAACAUGGCCACCAGAAACCUGUCCAUUGAGUUGGGCCGAGGACGCUCUAAAAUUGUUUGUGUGUCUCUGCAUCCUGGAACUGUGAAUACAGAUCUAUCUCGACCAUACCACCGAAAUGUACAAAAGGACAAGCUGUUUAGUACAGAGUACUCUGUCCAGUGCCUUAUGAACAUUAUAGACAAUCUAAAUAUAGACAAAACAGGGAAAGCUUAUGCAUGGGACAGCAGGGAAAUACCUUGGUAAACAGUCUCAUCAAAAAUACGUGCAUUCCUUGAAUAAUAUGGAAGACAAAGAAGGCUGCAAAGGAAAAAUACUGCAGAAACUUGUCAUCAGGCAAUUCAUUUAUUCAUAAUUUAAACAAAUGUAUUGUUUUAAUAGAUUUAUUAAAACGAUACAUUGGUUUUAAUAAUGAAUGUUGGAUAUCUAAAAAUCAAUCCAAGAGAUGUACACAUGCGUUCCAGGAAAACUUGCUGAAGUAAAUGACUGUUUUGACUGUAAGAACGGUAGUCUUCAGCUAAAACAAUAAUACAUAAAACGUAUUGGACGAGAAAGCUUGUUACAAUUUUCAGUGUGAUGAGUUCCUAAGAAUUCACUUGGGUUUUGUUAUCUUCUAAAUAAAGAUUUUACACAUGUUUAUGUGAAA